Messenger RNA from Paramuricea clavata, 2911 nucleotides. Lineage: Eukaryota; Metazoa; Cnidaria; Anthozoa; Malacalcyonacea; Plexauridae. The record is from the annotation of a GenBank genome assembly.
AUGGGAGUACUUGAACGAAUUCGCGGCAGUUGUUUAUCCUGUUUUGGUUUGUCAACUCGACGUCGAAAUACUUAUCCUGACCAUGAUAUUCCUAAAGUGUUCGAACAAUCGGUGAGUAAUUACCCAACUAGAAGCAGUCGUUCCAGCAGCAGCCAACGAUAUUCGUCUGGGGCAACAAGACCUUCAUCUUCCUACUACUCACAAACUGCUAGAAAAUCAACACAACCCCGAGAGGAACGUCUAAUCUUCACAGGCUCAAGUAGUUCCAUUGAGUGUACAUCGACCCGUACUGGGCAAACAUCGAGUGGUUCAGAAGUUGCCACGAAUAUUUCAGCAGUACCCGUAAAUAUCAUACGAAUUAAGUCGAGAAAUACUGGUCCUAGCAAAGUAACUCAGUUUGCCAUUAUUCACCAUGCCAAACAACAACAUCAAGCUCGUCAAGUGAAACCACCACAAACACAGCCUGUUAAGUUAUCACAAGCAGAAUCAGUAAAACCACCACAAACACAGCUUAGUAAGUCCUCAGCAAAGUCAGUAAGGCCACCGCAAACACAGUCUAGUAAGUCCUCACCAAAGUCAGUAAGGCCACCAGAAACACAGCAUGUUAAGUCCUCGUCAGUAAAACCACCUCAAACACAGUCUGUUCAGUCCUCACCAGCAGAGUCAGUAAGACCACCACAAACACGGUCUUUUAAGUCCUCGUCAGUAAAACCACCACAAACACAGUCUGUUCAGUCCUCACCAGCAGAGUCAGUAAGACCACCACAAACACGGUCUUUUAAGUCCUCGUCAGUAAAACCACCACAAACACAGCCUGGUCAGUCCUCACCAGCACAGUCAGUAAAACCACCACAAACACAAUCUUUUAAGUCCUCGUCAGUAAAACCACCACAAACACAGCCUGGUCAGUCCUCACCAGCAGAGUCAGUAAAACCACCACAAACACAAUCUUUUAAGUCCUCGUCAGUAAAACCACCACAAACACAGUCUUUUAAGUCCUCGUCAGUAAAACCACCACAAACACAGCCUGGUCAGUCCUCACCGGCAGCAGAGUCAGUAAAACCACCACAAACACAAUCUUUUAAGUCCUCGUCAGUAAAACCACCACAAACACAGCCUGGUCAGUCCUCACCAGCAGAGUCAGUAAAACCACCACAAACACAAUCUUUUAAGUCCUCGUCAGUAAAACCACCACAAACACAGCCUGGUCAGUCCUCACCAGCAGAGUCAGUAAGACCACCACAAACACCAUUGAAGAUUUACUUGAGAAAUUUUACUUGUCAACUUAAAACUACAUCGAAAGAUAAAACCUUUAAACCUAUUAAAGGUGAUAUUAUAUACCAAAACCAAUGGACUGCAUGCAGUGCUGUUAUCAUUGAUCAGUUUGGCAAACAACUGUCCAAUUCUACACACACGAUAGGGCUAAGCAGCAAUUCUCACGUAGAAUUUUGGGAUUACAAAGCUAAGGCUGGUCGUCUUCACUUUAAUAUGAAAUGCAGUGAAACAGGGAAUAUUUCAAUAUCUAUUAAGAUUGAUCAAUUUAAAUUUAUCAAAGAGUUCUACGUAACUUGCAGUCCGUGUUCCAGCAGUUUGUGUGAAAUAGUUGUCACGAAAAUGGAUUCGCUUGAAGAUGAAUGCGUAUAUCGACUAGCCAUUGUUGAUGUUUUUGGUGAGCCGAUACUUGCAGAUUCGCCUGAAAUCUACGUACUGGAAACCGCUUCACCAUGUGAAAAUAAGAUUGUACAAAAGCUUAUGUAUUCCAAGAACGGUAAGAAAUAUUUUGACAUAAUUGUAAGGGGUGAGAGACCUUGGUCAAAAGAUCUUGUUCUUCUGCUUAAUGGAAAACAAAUUCCCCCAGUCACGAAAUUUGAAGUCUCUCAUAAGGAAAGUGAGGAAAUUGCAUCUUUUCUUGAGAAACACAAAAAUGUAUUAUUAGAAAGAGAUCAAGUUCCCGUUGAUGAUAUUGUUGAUUGUCUGGGCUCUCGUAUGUUUAUAUCAUUUCUAACAGGCGAUGAUGAUGGAGAGUUUGUCCCUUACAAUGAAAACAACUGUCAAAUACAGCGUCUUCCAGAUCAGAAUGGCUACCAACUGGUCUGUCAAAAUGCUAAAAAAUACGAUAUCUUGGGUGCAGAUUCUGCACACGUCAAUAACAUCAAAAGAGUUCUUCAACUUAAAGAUCGUGUUGAAAUCAACGAAUCAGCAGAUCAAACAAAUGUCAUCAUUGACUUCAGAAAUGUUCAAUCUCAUCGCCAUCCAAUUGGUAAAGAAGUUGUUCAGCAUCUUCUUCGUGGUUUAUAUUACCGAAGGAAAGCUGCGGAAGUUGCCAAAGUUCGUAUGAAAUGGAAAAAGAGGUUUACUUCUCUUGAUAGAGUAUUACGACUGUCGUUAAGGAAUAGUCCAAGCUUAAGACUUUGUAAAGGUUUUAAGGAUUUCUUUGGCGGGUUAAUGAAUAAAUACAAUCGGGAUGCUUGCGAUGAACUGUUUAUGUUUUUCAAUUUCCAGCGAGAUAAGAGUGAGGUAGAUCUUCACGGUUUACUUGUUGCUGAUGAAGAGAGAUUAGAGUUGCUGAGGUUGGAAAUGUUGCGUGGAUCGCUAAGUAAUGAAGAGAUCGAAGCACUUUUUGGACAGUGCAAGAUGAAGAGUUUUAAAGGUCGGAAAAAGCAAGCAUUGAAGAAAAAAUUGUUGAAAGGAGAAAUGCCUGAUGAUAAAAUUGAAGAUUUCAUAGAAUUAUGUCGAGAUGAUAUACACGAUGAAUUUCGUUUGGACGCCUUCGAACGAGAGUUGUUACAAAGACAGCGGCACAGCAAACAUGUGGAUGGCAUCAUAAAGCAGUGGAGAUCAGAAAGUGAUGAAGCUAUCCGGAAAUUGGAAAAAACAUUGGAGAAUUUUGAUCUUGAAGAAGCAAUCAAGC